AUGCGGUUGGAUGUGAAGCGACAACUAUUCGCCCGGUCGGAGAGAGUCAAGGGCAUUGACUUUCACCCGACUGAGCCAUGGAUCUUAACUACAUUGUAUAGCGGUCAUGUUUAUAUAUGGUCUUAUGAAACCCAGUCGAUUAUCAAGACAUUUGAGCUUACUGAUGUCCCUGUCCGAGCUGGCCGGUUCAUUGCCCGAAAAAAUUGGAUUGUCUGCGGUUCCGAUGACUUUCAACUCCGCGUCUACAACUAUAACACCUCCGAGAAGAUCACAUCUUUUGAAGCGCAUCCAGAUUACAUCCGGUCUAUUGUCGUCCACCCGUCGCAACCGUUCGUCCUCACAGCUUCCGACGACAUGACAAUUAAGCUGUGGGAUUGGGACAAGGCCUGGAAAUGUGUACAGAUUUUUGAAGGACACAACCAUUAUGUCAUGGGUCUGGCCAUCAACCCCAAAGAUACAAAUACAUUUGCUUCUGCCUGUCUUGACCGGACAGUUAAAAUAUGGAGCCUAGGCUCGCCGCAUGCGAAUUUCACACUUGAAGCUCAUGAGGCGAAGGGUGUUAACCACGUUGAUUAUUACCCACAGGCGGACAAGCCGUAUCUAUUGACGACUUCCGACGAUAAGACUGUAAAAGUUUGGGAUUACACAACAAAGGCACUCAUAGCUACUUUAGAAGGCCAUACUAGCAAUGUUUCCUUCGCCUGCUACCACCCAGAGUUGCCUGUGAUCAUCUCCGGCUCUGAAGAUGGAACCAUCAAAAUUUGGCAUGCCAACACAUAUCGACUAGAGCAAUCCCUAAGCUAUGGUCUGGAGCGUGCAUGGUGUGUCAGCUACCAGCGUGGCAAACAAGGCAUUGCCAUGGGUUUUGACGAUGGAGCUGUUGUCGUCAAAAUGGGCCGUGAGGAACCCGCAGUUUCUAUGGAUGGGUCUGGAAAGCUAGUUUGGGCGAGACACAACGAAGUUGUGUCGACGGUAAUCAAGGGUGGUGACUCAACUCUUAAGGAUGGUGCUCCCCUUUCACUUCCGACGAAGGAGCUUGGUUCCUGCGAGAUAUACCCACAAACACUUACUCACUCUUCGAACGGACGAUUCGUCUCGGUCUGCGGAGAUGGUGAAUAUAUUAUCUACACUGCACUUGCAUGGAGGAAUAAAGCCUUUGGACAGGCCUUAGACUUUUCAUGGGGCUCAAAGGAUAACAGUAACGAUUAUGCGAUUCGGGAGUCGAGUACAAGCGUCAAGAUCUUCCGCAACUUCAAAGUGAAGAGUGGACGGCUCGAUGUGGGAUUCCAAGCUGAAGGUCUAACUGGUGGUGUUCUUCUGGGAGUCAAGGGCCAAGGCGGUAUCGGUAUGUUUGACUGGGACACUGGUUUACUCGUGAGGAGAAUAGAAGUCGAUCCUCGAGCUGUAUACUGGUCUGAAUCGGGAGAACUAGUUACUCUUGCGUGCGAUGAUACGUUCUACGUUCUCAGAUUCUCCCGCGAGAAUUACAUCGCAGGCCUCAACAACGGCGAAGUAGACGAGGAUGGGGUCGAAGCUGCUUUUGAAGUAGUCACAGACGUCAACGAAUCCGUCAGGACAGGCGAAUGGGUUGGCGACUGCUUCAUCUACACCAACUCUACCAACCGCCUAAACUAUCUCGUCGGUGACCAAACCUAUACAAUCUCCCACUUCGAUCAGCCAAUGUAUCUCCUCGGCUACCUGCCACGGGACGGACGCAUCUACCUGGCCGACAAAGACGUCAACGUAGUCUCCUUCUCCCUCUCCCUCUCUGUCGUCGAAUACCAAACUCUCAUCCUUCGCGGCGACAUGGACUCCGCCGCAGAUCUCCUCCAAGACAUACCCGCUGACCAAAUGAACAAAAUCGCCCGCUUCCUUGAAGGACAGGGUAACAAGGAACUAGCCCUCAAGGUCGCCACAGACCCGGAACACCGUUUUGAACUCGCGCUAUCCCUCAAUAUGCUCGACAUCGCUCUCGAAAUCGCCCGCACCGCUGACGUCGAGCACAAAUGGAAAAUCGUCGGAGAUGCAGCCAUGGCUGCUUGGGAUCUCUCCCUUGCUCAAGAAUGCUUCUCUAAUUCCAAGGACCUGGGCUCAUUGCUGCUCCUGCACACUGCCAGCUGCAACAUGGACGGUCUUCGUCGGCUAUCUGAGCAAGCCAGCGAAGCAGGCUCGCAUAAUGUCGCCUUCUCCGCGCUCUGGCAACUAGGCGAUGUCGAUGCGUGCAUCGAUCUUCUGGUCCGGACGAACCGGAUAGCGGAAGCUGUUCUAUUUGCGCAAACGUAUAAGCCCAGUCGAGCAGCUAAGCUCGCGGGUAAAUGGAAAGAAAGUUUAGAAAAAGGGGGUAAGACGAAGGUGGCGAGGAUUAUUGGGAUUCCUCCCGGGGCUGGGAUUGAAGGAGUUGAAACCGAUGAUGAGUUGUUUCCGGAAUGGGAUGAAUUUUUGAGAUUAGAGACGGAGGGUGGUGUUAAGUCUGCGGAUUUGAUUGAUAUUAAUGGUGAUGAUGGUGAGGCGGGAGCGGAGGUCAAUGGCGUUUCGGAAUAG
Molecule: messenger RNA, 2541 nt
Organism: Histoplasma mississippiense
Lineage: Eukaryota; Fungi; Ascomycota; Eurotiomycetes; Onygenales; Ajellomycetaceae
Product: coatomer beta' subunit
Exons: 6
Coding region: 1-2541 (846 amino acids)
Biological process (GO): intracellular protein transport; endoplasmic reticulum to Golgi vesicle-mediated transport; intra-Golgi vesicle-mediated transport
Cellular component (GO): COPI vesicle coat
Molecular function (GO): structural molecule activity; protein binding
Source: RefSeq, a predicted model, not a curated record